Penicillium coprophilum is the source of this 3780-nucleotide messenger RNA. RefSeq names its product P-loop containing nucleoside triphosphate hydrolase protein. Gene Ontology annotation, cellular component: membrane. Lineage: Eukaryota; Fungi; Ascomycota; Eurotiomycetes; Eurotiales; Aspergillaceae. Bases 1 to 3780 code for a protein of 1259 amino acids. The transcript is spliced from 5 exons. Gene Ontology annotation, molecular function: ATP binding; ATP hydrolysis activity; ABC-type transporter activity. Gene Ontology annotation, biological process: transmembrane transport. The record is from RefSeq and is a predicted model, not a curated record.
AUGUUGGUCAUCCGAUUCCUUCUGCUCAUAGCAGAGCUUCAAGAGAAACAGAAAUAUCUCAUCCCACCGUUUUCAACGUAUCCACCUGAGGCGUUGGGUGGAAUGGUCAAUCGAGUGGCCUUCUGGUGGCUCAACCCAUUAUUGACUCGAGGGGCGCGUGGCCUGUUGAAUCCCGCCAAUCUCUUUUCACUCGAUCGCAAUCUCAAGGCCGACGAGUUGCAAGAACGCUUCAGUGCGAAAUGGCAUUCUGCAUUGAAACGUUCCACGCAACAUCGCCAUGUACUUGCCGUGGUUGUACUUUCUUGCGUUCGACGGACAUUACUAUGGGCAGCUAUUCCUCGAAUUUGCCUAAUCGGUUUCAAGAUUGCCCAGCCGCUGCUGCUUUAUCGCGUGAUAGAUUAUCUCUCCUCCACCGAUACUACAAGCGAGGCUAUUGGGAACUCACUUAUUGGGGCCACCGUGCUGGUUUACCUUGGUAUUGCGGUGACAACAAUGUUGUAUAAACAUGGGAUAAAUCGUGCCAUCACUAUGACAAGAAGCAUACUAGUGGUGGCUCUAUACAAAAAAACACUUUCUCUCGACACCACUAUAUCAAAAGACGCAGCUGCAAUCACGUUGAUGAGUACUGAUACGGAAAGCAUUUGCAAUAAUCUACUACGGCUUGAUGCAAUGUUCGCCUCUCCAAUCGAAGUGGGGCUCGCCCUGCUCUUUCUUGAAAGAGAAGUCAAACUGGCGUGUUUAGCAUCGGUCGGUUGUGCUUUAGUAGCAGUAGCGCUUAGCUAUGUCAUUGCCAGCUACUCGCCAUUACGCCAAAGGGAAUGGAAUCAAGUGGUCCAAGAGCGUGUUGCAACCACCGCUUCUAUCCUUAGAACAAUUCAAGGCGUGAAGCUGCUCGGUAUAUCUUCCUUUGUGCGACGGAGGAUAUGUGAUCUGCGUGAUGUGGAGCUCGAGCGGUCUCUGGGGGCUCGCAUGUUGAUCAUGUGGAGAAAUGUCAUUGGUACGCAUUCCCGUGAAAUUGCUGGGCCAGUUCUCACGUUUGCCAUCUUCACACUCGGGGGGAGUGGUACAGUUGAAUCAGCACAAUCUUUUACAAUUCUCGCCCUAAUUGGUCUCAUAACCCAACCGAUUCAGGUCUUCGUCCAUGGAAUUACCCAAUUGGGCGUGGCCCUAGGUUGCUUCGGGCGAAUCCAAGAUUAUCUUUCAUUGCCAGGGGUUCACAAUGGCCAGAAUAAUUCCAAUAGCACAGAAGAUAUCGUGGUCGUGACGGAAAAGGGGACCCCCAAUGACAGCAUAGUUGCGCUUCAAGCUCUGCCGGUGAAAAGUGUACGAUAUCUUUCAAUGCACAAUGCAAGCCUGAAAUACCCCGGGGCUACGACACCGGUGUUGACUGGUGUGACUAUUGAGAUUUACCCCUGCACUCUGACGAUCGUCACAGGCUCUGUCAGUUCUGGAAAGUCCUCCUUUCUCAAAGGUCUCAUCGGAACAUUACCUUGUGUUGCUGGUUCUUGCAAUAUAUUCGUGACGAUUGCUUACUGCGCACAAGACCCUUGGCUUCCGGACAUUCCCAUCCGAGCGUUGGUGACUGGGUUUUCUUCCUUCGACAAAAAUUGGUAUGAUACCGUGCUUCAUGCUUGUGCUUUGGAUGAAGAUAUUGCUACAUUUCCUGGAGGUGACUCCACCCAAGUUGGGUCGGGGGGCGCUGCUUUGAGUGGUGGUCAGAAACAACGCCUGGCUCUUGCGCGAUCCGUUUACUCGCGUAGGAAACUCCUUAUACUUGAUGAGACGCUCAGUGCAUUAGACAUUGUCACUGCCAAAAAGGUCUUUAACCGCAUGCUGGGCCCCCAAGGUCUGUGCAGAUCCCUAAACAUGGCCGUUAUCUUAGCAUGCAGCGAUCCUCGUUCUUAUCCCACUUCUAGUGCAAGUGUUAUUACACUAGCUGAUGGGACAGUUACCUCUCGGGAUCCCUGCGAUUUAUCUUCAGAAGAUGUAUCCGUCACACCACAUGGGAUUGGGAUCACAACAACAGAUAAUACCCACCCCGUGGCUGCUCAAACACAAGAUGAGCUGGUAAAAGCACGGGACGAUCUGUCGCGCAGAGAUGGGGACCUCUCGACCUACAAGUACUACUUCAACUCUAUAGGCUGGAGAUCCUCUGCAGUCUUUUUAAUUCUCAUAGUCAUCCAGACGUUUGGGUACAAAUUUCCCACUCUGUGGCUGAUGUACUGGUCAGACGAUGAAUUUCAUUAUCCGCUCAGUGUUUAUCUGGGCGUAUAUGGAUCUUUCCUUUUUGUUUCUUUGGUACCAAAAAGCGCUCGUCGUCUGCAUGCGCAGCUGUUGAUGUCUACUUUGAGGGCACCGUAUCUUUUCUUCACCAAGCAUGACAGCGGGACACUCCUAAACAAAUUCAGUCAAGACCUUUCUCAAAUUGACAAUCAAUUAUCGGGUGCGCUUCUUAUGACCACUUUUGGUGCCGGCGCCGCCAUCGCCGAGGUUAUGCUCAUUGCUUCUGGCAACAAGUAUAUUGCCAUCACAAUUCCGUUCAUGAUUCUUAUGAUAUAUGGCUUACAGAAGUUCUAUCUGCGAACUUCACGCCAACUGCGCUUCAUGCAACUAGAAGCACAAAGCCCUCUAUAUACUCAUUUUCUAGAGACUGCAUUGGGAACAGACACAAUUCGUAUCUUUGGCUGGGAAUCGCCGUGGGUGGCACAAUGUCACAUUUUAGUUGACGCCGCGCUCCAACCAUACUAUGCUCUCUUCUGUAUCCAACGUUGGCUGGACCUUGUACUGGAUCUGGCGGCGGUGGCAAUGGCUGUUAUAGUGAUCAGCAUCGCAGUUACGCUACACUCCUCAGUCAAUCACGGGGCAAUUGCCGUGUCUCUGCUGAACAUUCUGAGCUUUAGCAGCAGUCUGUCCUUUCUGAUUACUUCAUGGACACAGCUGGAGACUUCUCUAGGUGCUGUUGCACGCAUUAAAGGUCAUGAAGCCACUACCCCUAAAGAGGACGAUCCGAACAAGACUAUACGGGAGCCUCCCGAAGAAUGGCCUGCCCAUGGCUCAAUCCGAUUUGACCACGCUUAUACAGGCUAUGAAAGCAUCGAGCACACUGAGAAGUCAACCCUUCGCGAUGUCACUGCCGUCAUCAAUGCGGGGGAGAAAGUGGCCAUUUGCGGUCGAAGCGGAAGCGGCAAGAGCUCUCUUUUACUCCUGAUCUUUCGCAUGCUUGAGACCAGCGCAGGUGGUGUGUUUAUCGAUGGCAUUAAUCUGGGCGAGGUUCCUUGUGGGAUUAUUCGAGACCGUCUUACUAUUAUACCACAAGAUCCUGUCAUGUUGCCUGGAUCACUUCGCUUCAACCUGGAUCCUAAAGGACAGGCCUCCGAUGCCGCAAUCCUUUCUUCUUUGAACACAGUAGGAUUGCGGGAUGAUCUCCAAAUGGAAAACCACUAUCCAUUAGAUGUGCUGGUGAGCGAAGGAAACUUGACACGUGGCCAGUGGCAAUUAGUGAGCUUAGCAAGAGCGCUUCUCCGCAAGGCCCACACCAAGAUUCUUGUCUUGGAUGAGAUUAGUGGCAGCGUGGAUGUUAAGACUGAGCGACUAAUGUUUCAAGUCAUUCAAGAUCACUUCAAAGAUGCCACAGUGGUUGCAGUCACCCAUCGAUUGCGAUGCAUCCAAGAUUUUGACAAAAUUCUGAUCAUGAAAGGGGGUGAAAUUGUCGAGGAAGGGCCUCCGUCGUACUUGCUUAGCAUCCCGAGUCUAUUCAAGGAACUCUGGGACGAACAAUAG